UGGCCGAGAAUCGAAUCUCAAUCGAAUCAGAAUCGAGAAGGCAAAUCCUACCGCUAUCCUUUUGCCACCCUCAUCUAUGACAUACAGUGAGCGGCUACAGGUCAAGAAAUGCAUCCAUGGCAGAAUCAUAUUCAGCAACCAACUCGCUAUUAAUAGCUAGUUACUACUAGUACUGGUACGAGUAGGCAAGAGAGACCAUGAAGACUGAUCAAGAAGAUUCUGCAGAAGAAGCCAUGCCGGCAAGGCCCAGCACUCGAGUCAGCUUUGUGGGACAAGAACAACCGCUACAGGCGACCAUUCCUGCACACAACAGGAGUCCUGCGAGUAGUCCAACUAGAGUUGGCGCUGCUUCCGUCCGCCAGAGUUUGACAAUCAACGAUGUCUUGGGAAAUAAUAGUCAGACUACUAGUAUUGCCAGUUCCAGUUCGACAACUCAAGGUCCCACAGAACACGAAGUCGUCACCAAAAUCCUCAAAUCGGUCGAAACUCUGGAUGUAAAUGAAGGACAACCUCAACUGGAUCAAGAAACCACACAGCUGUUGGCAGAUAUCAUUCAAGAGGAUCUCAAGGCUCGAUCAUCCACCAAUCAAAAACAUGACGAACCACAAGAUCCCGAGUUGGUGCCUCUCAAUCCUACCAAUACUAAUACCAAUACCAAUACUAAUACCAAUAGCAGCAAUCCAGGCGUACGCGUCUCGGUCAUGACCACCGAAACAUACGCCGCCAGACCUGCCGGUACUCCACACAAAAAGAUGCAUCGAAAAUCAGAAAGUGUCGAACAACAAUUGUUUGGGUUGACGGCGGCUCUGGGGAUGAUGGAUUCAAGAUCGUCCUCCAGAAGAGGCAGUGAAAACUUUUUACACGACAACACGAGUAGUGACAGACUCGCCAAAACUGCCAAUGUGCUCUCGGAUCAUGCCAAGAAACAAGCCGAAAUGGACCUGGAAGCAGCAAACAGCAACAACAAUAAUACUGAUGCAGGCGAAUCGGGACAAGAUAACGACAACGGCAAGAACAAUGAUCCUUUGCAUCGAAUGUUGCGAAUCUUACGCGUCGAAAUGACCGAUGAAAUGGAAGACAAUUGGGACGUUUUCAAAGAAUUUCUUGAUUCCAGAAAGGAUUACCGAAAAAAGUUUGCCAGAAAGCUGGGGUUGUACAUCAUGCUGCCGUCCUUGGCAUUGGCCAUUCUCCUAUACCAUGUCGGUGGCACUCCCACGGUACAUGGCAGCGACAAGACUGCCUCCUUUUCAUGGCUGUUUCUAUUCUUUGGAGUGCGACAAGCAAUUACCUACACCAUGGCAUUGGCCACUCAAUCGCUCAUCAUUGACUACAUCGUCCUCCGCACUAGAACGCUACUGAAAUGGCUCGGUCCCAUUGUCACGCUAUUCUUUGUGCAAUCGCGGGGAUGGCCCUUUAUUGCCACCUUUUGGGGCUUGUACAAUCUGAUACUCAAUGCAGGCUCUUCCGGCUUUGCCAACAAUUGGUUGUUUUGGCAAAGUACUUUUAAUGUCUUCAACAGCUCAAACCCCAGUGGGGGAAUCCCCGGCAGCUACGCCAAUUAUCUAUUUAUUGCGCUCUUUAUUGUGGUCGGCCUCUCGGUCUCGAUUAAACGAGUCAUUGUCUCCGUGGCGCUGGGAAGGCAAACGUUUGCACACUUUGGAGAUGAACUCGCGGCCAACAUGAGGAACAUGGUUCUGGUCGGGAUGAUCGCGGCGCUGGCGAAGAGAAUUGAAAAGGAACAUGUGAAAAGUGCUGAUGAGCCUUCAGAGCCUUCAGAGCCUUCAGCCGCACUCGGUACUAGGACGUCAGGAGGGCAAGAUGGAACGAAACUGCAGGCUCUGGUGGAGGAAGAGGCGGAAGCAAACGAAAAGCAUUUGAGCAGCACAAAAGAUACAAACGCAGUGGAUGCGGCCAAGACGUUCAUCGAAAAUCACACGACAACCGUCCAACGAUCUCCCCCACGACCAUCCUUGAGGGACAGCAGCAAGGACGAAGCUGGGAGCACUGCAGGCUUUACUCAUUCGAUGCAUCUUCAGCUCACUGAACUUCUUGACUCCUGGGAAGAACCAGAGGGUGUCAAGACGAAAACAGUGAAAAAGAUCACGAUUGGAUCCGUAUUGCAAUUUAAGCAGUCUCUUACUUUGAUGUCUGCCAAGUAUCCAUUCUCUCCUGCGUUUGGGAUUGCGGAUUCACGUGAAGCAUGCAUUAAUGCUGCUCAAGAAGUGUACGAUCGACUGAUGCUUCGUACUCCUGGUGCCCUCGAGCUUCCGUUCGAGACUCUUGCUCUAGUAGCCAAGGAUGGAGAACAUGAGUUUGACGAAGAAAUGGCCAAGGAACUGAUCAAAAUCUUUCGACCUGACCGUGCCGGGAACUUGACAAAGCUGGACUUUGUUCGGUCAAUCGAUGAAAUUUACAAGUCAAUUCGUCUUCUCACUGCCAACAUUAGCAACAGCCGUCACACGGAUGCCGCUGUGGAAUCAAUCAUCAACUGUGUCUUUUGGUUCUUCAUUGUAACUUUUGUGAUGCAGGAACUAGGCAUGGAUCCGUGGGCCAUGUUGGUUUCCCUGUCGACAAUCUUCAUUACGUUUUCCUUCAUGUUUGGCAGUACCGCGUCGAAGUACUUUGACGGGAUGUUGUUUGUUUUGUUGCAGCGCCCUUAUGGUGUUGGCGACCGCAUCCACUUUUCGAAUCCCGACACAGACACGAGCAUAGAUGGGUCCUCAGGAUGGAUUGUGGAGGAGCUAUCUCUGCAUACAACCUCAGUGUACUGGGGUGCCACCAAUGAAAGGGCCACUAUAUCAAAUGGUGCCCUGUCAAACUAUCGUGUGAUCAACUCUGCCCGUUCACCCAACGCAACAAUCUAUGUCAACAUGAAGUUUGCAGUAGACACAGCUUAUGAUAAAAUUGAAACAUUCAGGGCAGCCACUGAGCAGUUCCUAAAGGACAGGCCAAGAGAAUGGGUUGGGUUCGUGGGCUUUCGUCCCACUGAAGUAGCAGUAGACCGAGGGUACACCAACUAUGUGACCAUUGCACAGCACCGACAAUCGUGGCAGAAUGUUGGAGCGAUUCUUUCGAGUAAGGCAGUGCUGAUCAAAUUUCUGAUGGAGGUAGCAAAGCAACUUGACAUGAGAUAUUCAUCUCCGCCGUUGCCUGUGGAGCUUGCGUUCCAAGGACGCGAAGGGAACUCUGGUGAGCUGUCACCAGCCAACAUUGCAUCAGUUCUAGCUGAGUAAAAACAACGGCGACAGUCAAAUAAAUAGAAUCUAGAAUCUGAUAUUGAUUGGUAGGCAGUGUGUCACUACAGUCUAUCUAUAUCUUCCU
This is a messenger RNA of Seminavis robusta, 3321 nucleotides long. NCBI's taxonomy places the organism in Eukaryota, Bacillariophyta, Bacillariophyceae, Naviculales, Naviculaceae. The record is from the annotation of a GenBank genome assembly.